CUGCAAUCCAUGGCAUGCGCGUCCAGUGACAUCAGCUACUCUCGCAGACUUCACUACUCGCACAUGUACUAUUACUCUUUCUAUGCGACUCUCACUGCCUGCCGGCCACGGGCUACCAUUGUCAAUUAAUACGCUGCUCCUCGCGCACUGAUAUGGUUAUGAACUACCUACCCAUUCUCCUGCUAAAACGAAUGGUGUAGCGCUCUCGCUGAAACAUCAUCCGCCGGCAUCACCCCCUCAUACUGGGUACGCUCUGACGAAACGGCCGCACGUGCUGAACCGGCAAACUAUCCAAGUUACAGGGAACCAUCAAACAGCUGCCUGAGCUGCGUGGGCUAGUCGUCGUCUACUUCUAUUCCGAUCUCAUCUGUUCACGCACUCGUAUUGCACCACCGAUUGCAGCAGCAGCAGACAAAUGCCAUCUCCACCUCCAGCAUCCUUACGAUAUCUCGACUGGAUGCUGCGCUGAGAAAGAGUAGGGGCCGCGCUGUGCUGACGACAAAAUGGGCAACAGCUCGUCCAAAGAUGAGCGCAGGUCCGCAAGACCAAACCAGGCUACCACCCAAGCACAAUCAGCGCCUCAACAACCAUCCGGUGAACGGCGAGUAUACAUCAGGGCGAGCGGGGUCGCCAGUGCUCGGGGAAGCAGCCAGAAUCUGUUUCUUCGCCUUGGGCGCAGUGAGCGAGAUGGCGACGGUGAAACGGCACAGCCAGAGCGGCCUCGGGAAACAAAGCAGGAACGAGAGGCACGAAGAGCAGAGCGCGAACGGCAGGCACGGCUGAAGGAACGGGAACGCAGUAUGCGAGAGGAACACGUGGAUGGAGGGUAUCUCGUGACUGUAGGCGUCUACGUUGGGCCCGAGGAUUUCAACAAACAGAUUGUGAGACAGCUUCAGAUCGAGCGGAAGCUGGCCCCAUUCUGGAGAGGACUGAAUGACCACUCCGAUGCAUGGACAGAAGCACAGCUAGUCGCCGCUGCAAAGGGACUACCUAUACCAGCUGCGGACGAAGUGCCGCCAGAGAUGGGCAGGACCGCUUCUCAAGCCUCGUCGAGUCCUCGUUCUGAUGUGAAUGUCAACAGCUUAACCGUACCGAUCACCAGCAGGUCACAGUCAUAUCAGUCAGACGUGUCUGCCUCGCUGUCUGCUUCUCAUCCCGCAUUCUCCUCGAGGCCUUCGUCGCCCACCAAUGCUGGAAGUUCUAUGUUCCGAGGUCGAGCGAAAACACUCGCAUCCUUGGCCAGCGGAACCAAGAACCAAUCAUCAGACCUCACCCCGCAAGAGGUCCGGUUACCUAAUGAUCCGAAUGUCAAUGGACAGCCUCUGGAAGCAUAUCUCUACAAAGAUGCCAUAGAGUGUCCGAUAUGCUUCAUGUAUUAUCCACCAUAUCUCAACAGGACACGAUGUUGCGAUCAGGACAUCUGCUCAGAAUGUUUUGUACAAAUCAAACGGCCAGACCCACAUCCACCUGAGCACGAACAGCCUGGACAAGAACGGCCAUCAGGGGAGGAAGCUGAACAACUUGUUUCCGAAGAGGCAGCUUGUCCAUUUUGCGUAACGCCACAUUUUGGCGUGACAUACGAGCCACCAUCAUUCCGACGUGGAUUGGCAUAUGCACACCAAAAUGCCGGAUUGAGACCUCAGGCCCCCGCAAUGGCAUCUUCUACCUCGCUGCAAGCGCCAACAGGACGUCGUAGGGCUACGUCUCUGUCAGCCAAUGCGCCUGGGGUGGUCACUACUGAUACUGUACGGCCGGACUGGGCGAAGAAGCUCUCAGAUGCCAGAGCAAACGCGCUUCGAAGAUCGGCAGCAGCUACUGCUUUGCACAAUGCUGCAUACAUGCUUGGCGGACAAGGAGAUUCAACCGGUCGUGCGGGCUUUGGCCUCGGCAGGCGACGGAGAACGUUGUUUGGAGAUAGUCCUGGUGCUAGUGGCAGUGGAUCGCCACACGAGGGUGAAGGCAACGAUAUCGCAGGUGGUAGAACAAGCUCCCGACGCACCAGGGCUGAAGAUCUGGAAGAUCUCAUGAUGAUGGAGGCAAUAAGACUGUCUCUUGCUGCAGAGGAGGAGCGGAAGCAACGAGAAGAGAAGCUGGCUGCUAAAGAUGCCAAGAAGAAGGCGAAGUUGGACAAGAAAGAGGAGAAGAAGGCAGAAAAGAUGGCAAAGAAGACGGGCCGAAGUGGCUCGCUAUAUCAACUUGGUACGAACGAAAGCGCAAGCAGUUGGGCUGGCACUAGUGGGAUGGUGCGUUCGACAAGUAAUCUAGGUGCUCAACCCACGAUACCGGAGGAACAAGUGCAGGGUAAAGGGAAGCAGCCUGCUCAUGACUUUGCUGGGUUCAACCCCUUGACAGAGCCCACCUCGACGCUAAAUCGGCGUCCAUCAUCUCCUUCCACUGCCGAAAGUGCACAGCAGCACUUAGAAGCUCAGCGAGCACGGUUCGAGUCCCAUUCCAGUCCAAUUCCGGCUCCCGCUAAGCAUGGCCAACACCUCCGCGAUACAUCAGCAACGUCUGGCGUUUCUUCCGUCGCGUCGUCAUACUCGGGCCAGAACUCGGGUUUCUCCUCGCACAAUGCUACUGGCGUCGAUGUCAGCGCUGGACAGCUGGAGAGCACUUCGACGAGGUCGGGGACGAAUGCUGUGGCCGGCGGCGAACCUAUGCUCAACUUUCGCUCUCUGACAGCGAUGAUUGAGUCAGACGACAAGUCUAAUUCGCAACAUCUUGAACAUGUUGAGCCAUCAAGCCAAGCAGCCGAACAAUUGAAGGAGCCGUCUCCUACUGGCUCACCGCGUAUACCACCCACAUACCUUUCCGGUGAUGGUAAUCGAUCACGAGGCGACAGUGGCGAGUCGUCCAGCUCGGCUCCACCACCAGUGUAUGUCGAGCAACAUAGCGAGGUCAAGCACGACAAUGAUGUAAUCACGCCUGCACCUCAGCACUUUGCUGUACACCAUCCAGACCAUAAGGAGGCCUGUAAAGUGGAGUUUGUGGACCAUGGACACGAACGCGUUGGAGAGACGUGACUGCUAACGUCACGGACACCGUGAUCACAGGUCUACCUUGCAGUAUGAGGCCCUGAAGAAUACAUAAGCAGCAGUGGGGCGUUCACAGACUGAUCCGAAGCCAUCUGGAGAUUUACAGUGUUGGGCGCGACGUUCACUAGCGAAGGCGAAGGAAAGGAUGUCAAUUCAUUUGUAGAGGCAUGUCGAUUCACGAGGAGACGACUUUAGUAUUGAACUCAUUAAGAAUCUCAAGGAGGAGGAGAGACUCGAGAGUACUUGUAAUAAACAAGCACUGCAAGAAGCCAGUGGGAGAACAGCUUUACGAUAGUAAUAUUUCAAUGGCGAGUAGGUGAAAGAACGUGAAACAUGGGACGUGUUGUUGUGACAACUGAACUUGCUUCACUACCUACGGCAUGUUCCGUCAGCAAGUCACUAUUGGCGAAGCGACUUACCACAAGAACUUCCUCACCUCAACUUAACAACAGACACC
Molecule: messenger RNA, 3492 nt
Organism: Sphaerulina musiva SO2202
Lineage: Eukaryota; Fungi; Ascomycota; Dothideomycetes; Mycosphaerellales; Mycosphaerellaceae
Exons: 2
Coding region: 504-3023 (839 amino acids)
Cellular component (GO): cytoplasm
Source: RefSeq, a predicted model, not a curated record